Stylonychia lemnae is the source of this 3012-nucleotide messenger RNA. NCBI's taxonomy places the organism in Eukaryota, Ciliophora, Spirotrichea, Sporadotrichida, Oxytrichidae. The record is from the annotation of a GenBank genome assembly.
AUGAAUUUCAUUCCUCGUGCUUCAACAGAGGCUAAACCAGCUCCUAUUGUGAAAAUAUUUGAUUAGAGCUUCAAUCAUUUCAAGGAUGACUGCCAAGAUGAUAAGGAUUUCUUAUAGACUAUGGAAUGCAUUUAGACAAUUUUGAGAAAUAUAGACUAACAAGAAGUGAAGAGCUUAAGUAGCAAAGAUUUAGCUUAGGCAAAGUAAUGGGCUCUUGCUCUAUGCCUUAAGUGUGAAAAAUAAGUAGCUAAGAAAAGAAGGAACAAGCUGGCUUUGCAAUUACUUGAACAAAUCUAAGAAAGAAAACUAUAGCAACCUUUUGCAACAGUGACACCUAAGAAGAGCCAUAGUGAAAGCAGAGACUAAUUCAAUUUAUCUGAUAACUCUGAGCUUAAUAUUGAUGACACGAGUAAAAUAUCAUCUAACAAGAAAUCAUUAUUUAAAACCAUGAGAGAUGACACUCCUAUUGAAUAAGACCUCUAUGAGUUAGAUUUUAGUAUGGAGUAAGAUUCCUCGAAGAAGUCUAGUCUAAACUAAUAGUCAUUGAGACUUACUCUAGCCUAAAAACUUAUUCAACCAUGUUUAUAAGCUAAAUAGCUGAAUUUUCUCUCUAAUCACAACAAAAGCUAAGAUUAACUCUCUAGUCAAAAGAGAAAAAGUUUAGACAAUGGCAAUUCUUAGCAUAGCUUAUCUAUAAAGGAGAAUGUUAACAUAAUGAAUCAUAAAAAAGUCUAGACAUAAUAGACUCCCCAGUAAAAUUCGUCAGUGCAUGCUAACAAGUCGCAUAGAACAUUUCUGAGCAAAUAUAAGGAUACUAGUUAGAAAACGAAGAGUAUUGUUGGGGCUGUCAGCAAUAGUAGCAACAAUAUUAUAGGAAGUGGAUCAAAUAGUGCAAACACUUUAAACACAAUGAGUGAUAAGUGCCAGAAUUACAAAUCUAUGAUAGCUUAAAUGAACAGUCCAUAGCUAAACAAGCAAAAUAGAUAAAUUGUGCUAAGGUCUUUCAAAAUUGAGUUAAGAGUAUGCGAGAGAGUAAACCCUACUCCGAAGGAGUAAAAGGCUGAAUGUAUUAAGAAAUCUUAAGCCAGCUAGAUGUAUAUGAUGGACUGGAAAUCUAAGAUAUAAACAGAGGUGGAAAUUAAGCAGGUUGCGAAGCCCACCUGCUCCAAGUAUAAUAGCAGACUGGGUAUGUCUAAGUCUAUUUCAGAUCUCAAAUUCACUGAAAACAGUUAAAAAACAAACAGCAAAAAGAUGUCAAGAAUUAGCAGCUAGUGUACUAUCAAUACAAGAAAGCCAUGUAGUAGCAAAAAUAGUACAGAGAGAUAAAGAUCAGAUCUUAAGAGUGUCAAUAAAUCACCUAUGCCAAGUGAUAGUGUAAGAACUUCAAUUGAAGAAGGAGUCAAGCAUUGCAACAUGACAAUGACGCAAGUAAAGUAAAAUGGUUUAAUCAAUGCUAUGAAGGAGGUACCUAUACAUUCGUGCAAGAGUAAUAUGAAUUAACCUUUCAAUUUGAAAACCUACAUCAACUCUACUAAUACUCUUAAAACUUUGACAAGAGUGACAGAAGAUACACCUGGUGGCUUUAAAUCACCUCUUUCAUGUUCAAUAUCCCAGAAUUACUUUGACAACACUGGAGUGACUAACUCAUCUCCAUAGACCAAUCACAAUAUCCAAGAGGAUCUGAGAGUAGUUUUUCAUUAGGAAACAGAGUAGAAUGAACACUCAACAGACACUAGAGAUAAUUCAACUACUGGAUUGAUUAAUAGAAUCCCAAACAAUAGUGGGCCAGUGAGCGGCAAUACUAAGCAUAAAGAGAAAAUUAUGAAUGAAGAUAGCAAAAUAAGUAUUAGCAAUCAUAAUGAUUCAAUCAAUUCAAUAUGCAAUCAGAAGGAUAGUCCAGCUACUAACAGUACCACUGCUACAACUGCCAGUACUACUUUAAGAAAUGGAAAAGUCAAAUCAAAUGAUAGAGCUCAGGGGAGUUUAAGCAACAUGUUGAAAGGAGAUAGCAAGAUAUGGAAUAGAAGUAAGAUGAAUGAGCUGUACAAGCAGAUAUGCCUGAUGAAAAAAGCCGAUGAAGGGUUAUUUAAGGAAUUAAUGGGAAAGAUGAGUGGUCUAUAGGUUAGAGGACAAAGUAAAGGAAAUGAUAAAAAGGUAGAUCUAAGGAUACCUCGCCAAAUAAACAGAAAGAAUAUGAGUUUCAGUCACAGUUUUGCUUACUCAAAGACAAGAGAACAAGACAUCGCUCUUUUGCUUACCGCUGGUGCCCACAUUGGUACUGAGAACUGCUCAAGCUUGAUGGCUCCAUACAUGUACAAACGCAACAAUGAGGGAAUUCACAUUAUCAACGUCGCCAAGACCUGGGAAAAGCUUAUGGUUGCUGCCAGAAUUAUUGCUGCCAUCCCCAACCCAAGAGACGUCUUGAUCGUCUCAAACAGAGAAUACGCUUAAAGAGCCGUCCUUAAGUUCGCAACCUACACUAAGGGUAACUACUUGGGAGGAAAAUGGACUCCAGGUACACUCACUAACUAGAACACAAAGAAAUUCUUAGAGCCAAGACUUGUGAUCGUAUGCGACCCAAGAACCGACCACUAAUGUCUUAUUGAAAGUUCAUACAUGAACAUCCCAACCAUCUCAUUGUGUGAUGCUGACUCUCCACUCAACUUUGUUGAUAUUGCUAUCCCAUCAAACAACAAGGGUAGACAAUCAAUUGCCCUCCUCUUCUAUUUACUCUGCAGAGAAGUUCUCUACCUCAGAGGUGAGAUCGACAGAAACGAAGAUUGGGAAGUCAUGGUUGACUUAUUCAUGCACAGAGACUUCGACGAGAAGAAGGAUAAGCCAGUUGAGGCUCAAGAGGAAGAAGAAGUUGAAGGUGCUGAUGCUGAUGCCGCCGUUGAGGACCACAUGAAGAAAUUCCAAGAGGGAGAGGAGCAACAAGACGAAGACGAGGGUGAUGAAGAAGACGAGAAAUGGACCAACCCCGCUGAAGCCAAGGGAGCUUAUGCUAAAUGA